Bursaphelenchus okinawaensis is the source of this 22733-nucleotide messenger RNA. The record is from the annotation of a GenBank genome assembly. NCBI's taxonomy places the organism in Eukaryota, Metazoa, Nematoda, Chromadorea, Rhabditida, Aphelenchoididae.
AUGCAAAGAUCCUUCACCACUCGUAGAUCUCUAAAAAAGUCAAGCCCUCGUCAAUCUUACCAUCGUCGUUCAUUUCGAAAACUGAACAAAAAACGAAAAUCCAGGCCAUCAAGUGGUUACCAUAGCCUGAAUAAGGUGUCUAUUGGCAAGAGAUCAGGCUGGAUCUUUAUCAGCGAAGAUCAUGGUGACACUAGCUUGAGUGUGCUGAGCAACUCGAGUGUUUUAAGUCAAGAUUCUGCUUUUGGCAGUCGACCAGCUUCAGCUCAUUCUACCUUACAUUACCAUGAAUUCGAAGAGAAACGGGGUGGUUGGGGUACUGUAGGUGGUGAUGUAGUAGGGGGUAGGGUAGGGUGUGAUAAUGGAGGACAUAUUGAAGGUUAUAGUAGUGUUAAAUGUGGCACUGUAGCUGAUAGUACUGGCAGAAAUGGUACUGAAGUUGAUAUUACUCGCAGAUACGGUACUAAAGUUGAUGUUACAGUAAAUCCAUCUAUAAAAAACAAUAUUGCCUCAGAUAGUUGUGUUGAAAUAAGUGGACUACAUGACCACAGUGACGUAUCUCAAACUGGUACAAGUUUAGAAGCUAGUACUAGAGACGCCAAAUACAGUAUUAUAAGUGUAAAGCAUAGUACUGGUAAGCGGUCAAAGUCAGCUGACCAUAUUUACAUUAUCUUGGAUAGUACUUUAAGUCUAGCAAGGCAUAAGUCCACUGUAGAUGAUACAAGGUCUGCUAUAGUAAAUUUGAGUCCUACUUUAGAGAUUUUAUGUCCUACAGCAGGUACUUUAAGUCCUACUGUAGAUAUUACAAGUUUUUUUGUAGGUACUUUAAGUCCUACAGUAGAUCAUUCAGCUGCCCACAGUAGUACUUUUGACACUUUUGAUGACAGCUUUAGUAGCCCAAAUGAUAGUAUAGAAGAUCAAAAACUAAAUAUCAAAGUUGAAAAUGCAAAAAAUUUGAGUUAUAAUAGAGAUAUUGAUAGUAAAAACCGCCCUUAUAAUUACUAUGAGCUUGAUAAACUGCCUGAAUACGACGAAUUUGAAGCAAAGGUAUAUUGUAGUAGAUACAGGGCUCUGUGAUUUAAAAAAAAAUUUUAUCAGGUUUUUAUAAUCUUGUUCAUAUAAUUCUGUGCCCUCAAACUCCAAAAAUUGGUUUUGAGAAGGGGCACGAAAUUUUUUGAACAAUUUACAAAAAUUAAAAAAAAUUUUUUGGUAAAAUACGGAUUGUCAAAAUUUUUAAAGCAUAAUUAAAAAAAAAUGUCAAAAUAAAAACCAUACUGUAAUGUAAAAGAAAGAAAAGCUAAAUUAAUAUUUUCAGCUAAAACAAAUAACCACUGCUCAUACGUUCGCAUCGACCAAUCCAGCACAUUAUCCUCAACAACGAAGUGUUGUGCAUGCAGAAUGUAACGGUAGGUACCCUUGAUUGAACGCAUGACAAGAAUCUUUACAAAUUAAAAAAUGGCAAAGACUUUCUUUACAAGACAAAAAAUGUCAAAAACUUUCCUUACAAACAAAAUUAGCAAGAAAUUUCUUUACAAAAGAAAAAAUGGCAAGAACUUUCUUUACAAAACAAGGAAUGGCAAGGACUUUCUUUACAAAACAAAAAAUGGCAAGAACUUUAUUUACAAACCUAAGAAUAGAAAGAACUUUCUUUACAAGGUAAUAAAUGGCAAAAAGCAAAAAGUAGCCAGAACUUUCUUUACAAAACUUCGAGUAGUAAAGAUUAAUUCGCAAAACGUCAUUUCAUGCCCAUUUCAGUUUGAGUCAUUUGUUUUAGAGGAACGUUUAUAGUUUUGUUUAUUUUACUCUUUUCCAUACGUUUUUAAGGUAAAAACCGUCGGCUGUUUUGAUGGAAUCUUUUCUCAGGAUCAGAUGGCUGUUUUUGUCAUGAAAAACAGAAUUUUAAAUUGUUUUUCGUAUUUUUUUUUUGGUCUGUACUAUAAUAUUCUCUUUGACGUGCGGUAGAAAAAUUUUUUUAAAAAUGUAAAAUACGUUAAUUUUAAAUUAAGUUGUAUAUUUUUUUUCUUUCUUUUGCUUCGUAAAGAAAGCUAUACCGUUUUUUCUCUGUAAAGAACGUUUUUGCUAAAUUUUGUACUGUAUAGAAAGUUAUUGUCAAGUUAUGUUUUUAAAGAAAGUUUUAGCUAUUUUAUAUUCUGUAACAAAAGUUUUUGCCGUUUUUGUCUUCUGUUGAACGUUUUUGCUAUUUUUAGUUUUGUAAAGAAAGUUCUUGUUAUUUAUUGUCUUGUAAAGAAAGUUAUUGCUAUUUUUAGUUUUGUAAAGAAAGCUCUUGCCGUUUUUCGUUUUUUAACGAAAGUGCUUGCUAUUUCUUUUAGUUGUAAAAAAAAGUUAUUGCACUCAUACUUUAACAAAAUUAUUUGUUUGGUGCUUGCUGCGCAGCCUGCUAGUGACAAUUUAUACGAUGAAUACUGUUUUUUCUUAAUAAUGAAAUUUUUUUACAUUUAAAAAAAAAUUAAAAAAAAAAGAUCACAAACAAAAUUUAAAAUAAUUUUUUUUGAAAAAAUGUAAAAUACGAUUGUUUUUCGUCUGUUUGGCAAACUAUCAUAAGUAUAACUUCUACAUAUAAUCUCAAACGUCCGAAACUUUUGCAAAAUAUGUAUUAUGUUCUUCCUUUAUUUGUUUUUUCACCUUUUUACACAAAAAAGACGUCGAAACAAAAAACAACUUCUGGACGUAUACAAAACCAAAAAAUUAUACGUGAAUUUCUCGUUGUUGAAUACGUGGUAAUAUAUGCUUGCAUACACAGUACAAAAAUGCGUAUUAUACUGGUUUUUGUUAUCUUAUGGUGAUUUUAGAUUUUGUAAAGAAAGUUUUUGCUAUUUUUUGUUUUGUAAAGAAAGUUCUUUCUAUAUUUUGAUUUGUAAAGAAAGUUUUUGCCUUUUUUCAUUUAGAAAGAUUUUUUUCGCCAUUUUCUGUUUUGUAAAGAAAGUUUUUGCAAAAUCUUCUUUACGUCACUUUUUUGACAAUUUUUCUCCUAAAUCAUCAAAAUUUCAAAAAUUCUUCAAAUUCCAGCUUUUUCUUGAUAUUUCAUAACCAAAAGUGUUUUUUUUUUCUCCGAAGAGUUCUUAACUCCUUAUCAAUAUUUGCAUUGGGCGAGAGUCAGCUGCCGAUCCAUUUUUGGCGGGGUUUUCGGAAUUUAUUGAGUAUUAAAAAUAUUAGAAUAGGUUUGUUUACUUUUCAAUGUGGUUUCGUUAAAUUCUUUUUUUUAUUGAUUGUAAGAAAAGUUUUUGAAGGAUUUUUCGGUUGUAAAAUACGGGUGUUGACGAUGGGCGAAUUUAAAGAAUGAUUUUUUGGCGUUGAAGCGAGCGGUGACUUAGAAAAAAUAGAACUUAAAAAAAUGGCAAGAACUUUCUUUACAAGACAAAAAAUAUUUCAAUAACUUUCUUUACAAAACAGAGAAUGGCAAGAACUUUCUUUACAAAACAAAAAAUGGCAAGAACUGUCUUUGCAAAACCAAAAAUGGCAGGAACUUUCUUUCCAAUACAAGAAUUUUGAAAACUUCUUUUUCAGAUUCAAAAAAGACAAGGAAUUUUCCUACAGAUUGCAAAAUAGCAAGAACAUACUUUACAAAAAACAAAAUUUCGAUUGAAAAAUAACUAAUCUCCUUGAAGGUUUUUUUUGAUAAAUACGUUUUGACCAGUGUUUGACACAUCAUAGCAACCCAUUUUUGGUUGAUUAGUAUUCAAUGUUGCUACAAAGCGCUAAACUUUUUUACUUUAAUUGAAAUUUUGUUUUGUAAAGAAAGUUCUUGCCAUUUUUUGUUUUGGAAAGAAAGUUAUAGCCAUUUUUAAGCAUUUAAAAAUUUUUCAUUUCAUUUCCCGUUAUGUAAAGAAAGUUUUUACCUUGUUUCAAUUUAGAAACGUAGUUUUUAAAAUUUCUUGUAUUGGAAAGAAAGUUCUUGUCAUUUUUGCUUUUGUAAAGAAAGUUAAAGCAAUUUCUGUGUUUUGUGGCUAGUGAUUUUGAAAUCUCAGAUUAGUGGGCGAAGGUUUGUAUGGCUUAUCGGAGUAUAAAUUUUAAAAUUUAUUGUUGGUGUGCGUUAGUUUGAAGAACAGAUCUGCAAAGAAAGUUCUUGCCACUUUUGAUUUUGUAAAAAAAGUUUCUGCCAUUUUUUUUUUUGUAAAGAAAGUUCUUGCCAUUUUUGAUAUUGUAAACUAACUUUUUGUAAUUUUUUGUUUUGUAAAUAAAGUUUUUGCCAUUUUUGUUUUGUAAACAAAGUUUUUGCUAUUUAUUACCUUGUGAAGAAAGUUCUUGCCAUUUUUUGGUUUUGUUAACAAAGUAUUUUCUAUUUUAAAUCAAAUUUGUCAUUUUUCUCUACUAAGACUUUAUCAUUUCAGAUAAUGAUCACUCCGAGCACGGUGCUCACGUUUCGACAGUAUUAAGAUCAGUGCAAACGCCGUUGGGGGAGAUUGGAUCAGACAUGAUAGAACAUACGCAGUUCCCAGUAUACGCCCAGAAAUCGUAUUUUACCACGGAUAUUGGACGGACCUACAAAGUUUAUGACAAAGAACCUUAUAAACAAGAAGCUAUUGUAUAUGGUGACAAGUUUGGAAAAGAUGUUAUUAAUGUCAAACCGGUAAGAGAUUUUGUCAAAUUAGAGGUCUGGAAAGAAAGUUUUUGCCAUUUGUUGUAGUGGAAAGGAAGUUUUAGUCAGUUUUUAGUUUGGAAAAAAGUUCUUGCCAUUUUUAACCGAUAUGAUCGUUUUUUUGCCUCUGCGGUCUGCGGGUGACAAGUUAUACGACGGAUGGCAUUUUUGGGGAUUUUAUGUUUUGUAAAGAAAGUUCUUGCUCUUUUUAGUUUUGUAAAAAAAGUUUUUGUUAUUUGUUGUUCUGUAAAGAAAGUUUUUGCCAUUUUUUGCUUUGUAAAGAAAGUUCUUGCUAUUUUUAGGUUUGUAAAAAAAGUUUUUCCCAUUUUUCCUUUCCUAGUCAAAACCCUGCCAUUUUCAGUUAAAAUCAUCUUACGAAUCCAGAAUCUCGACCACCCGUUCAGCCAACGUUCCAGUAGGCUUGAGACGGAUCGAAAGCCCAAAACCAGCUGCCCCAAGUCCUACAUUAUACCAAAUUAUUUCGUCUCAAACCAGCUUCGAGCCGAGUGCUUUGAAAACAUUGGAUGAGAAAGGAAAACAAAAAUUGGAGCAAACUAUGACCUCUACUGCUACUGUAACUCACUCCAAGACUACUGUACAUCAUCACAAAAAUGGAAAAAGUGAGGAAUGAUAGGAUAGAUAAUGUUAAUAUAGCUUGUUUAAGGCCAAUAUAUUGGCUUGUGAUGUCAUUUUACAAUAUAUAUUUGAAAAUACUUUAGGCUCUCUAAAAGCGAAAGAAUCACCUGCCCAAAAAGAUCACACCGCCACCAUUUUCGAGCGUUUCGAAGAGCAGAAACGUCGGAAUGAAGAAGCCAAAAGUCAACAGAAUUUACACAAAACUUACGGAAUGGACAACGGAUUCGACAAAAAGUAAGAUUUUCAAGUUUUUGAAAUUAAAUUUAAAAUAAAUUUAAAAACUAAAAGGGUAAUCAAGGUAAAAUACGUCCGUCUUACUGUUUCUAAGUCUAUAUUUUUGUAAAAUGUGUUUACUGUAACAAAAGCACGCUAAACUUAUAGUAAACUCGGCUACACCAGCCUGGUCGGAUAGAGCCGGGAAGGGUAGGGUAGAGUAGGGUAGGGUGUAGUAAGGAAGGGUACAUCAAACCUGAGAAGUCGUAUCUUACAUUUUCAAAAAAAAUAAUACCAUUUUUGUAUACCCACGUACUUAUUGCGAAAACACUCGAAAAUGUGUUAAAAAUAUGGACAAAUAACCGUUAUACCCGGGUAUACCCGUCCCUUUUACGUCAACUUUUUUUUGCAUUUUAGACUUUGCUUUUAUGGAUUUUAAACUUAGUUUUCCUUAUGUACGAAACAAUGCAUAAGAAAAUUAAAAAAUUUUUUUUGUGAUACUAUAGAAAAUGUAGAUUUAAAAAAUUUUCUGUUUGUUCGAAUUGUUAAGAAUUUCAAAAAAGGGGUAUCUGGUUCAUGAUUUAUUAAAAAUUUUUUGAUAGAGAAUUAGCUACUAAUAAUGAAAAUGAAAAUUGAAAUUUUUUAAGAUUAUACAAUUUUUAACUUUAUCCUUUUGUUUAUAUAACCAAAAUGAGUAAGAGAAACGUCUUUUGGUAUUAGAACUCUUACUCAUAAAUAGGAAUGAAGGAGGAGGGAGCGGUGAGAAGGGAGAGGGGUAACAUGGGAUAAAUUUACCCCUUCCCUACCCUUUUUCAGAGCUAGAAAUUUUUUUAAAAAAUUCUGCACAAGUACAUAGCUAGCUGCCACUGGAAAAAAAAUUUUUUUGUUUUUAUUUUUUUGUUUUUCCCAACUCUGUAGCGACGUCCCUGUUACAGUGAUAUACGUGAUUUAUCUUUUUUUGGUAAUAGUUUAGUAAGAAGGCACUUUUAAGAAAGGUUUAACGUUUAAAAUGUUGUUUGGGGGAGAGGGGUGAACUUUUUGAUUUUUUUUAAUAUCAAGGUGAAUGGGGGGGGGGGGGAAUGAAUUAUAAAAAACUUUUUAAUUUAUGGUUAUGAAAGUAAACUAUGCAAGAGUAUAUCCCUUAGGUCCUAUCACUAUGCAAGAGUAUACCCCUUAGGUCCCAUCACAAAAACUAACAGCAUUUAAUUCUCGCACCAGUGUCUAACUCUGAGUAAGGUAUGUUAGAGUAGGCUUUCUCCUCUCUACUUCACCCUAUAGAAAAACUGGAACACUUUAAAAUUCUGCCGGUGUUUCUUUCAUCUAUUGUGAAAUUACAAAAUUAUAAAAUUUUGAAAUUCCUUGUAUUGUUAAGUGUCACAGAACAAAUACAUUAUUAUCAUUUCUUCAAUUACUCUACGAAUUUUGUUUGAAUUUGAUAAAAAUAUUUUUUCGUUUUAUUUUUGAACUAAAAAUAUUUUUGGCUAAAAUUUGUUAACUAUGGCUAAACGUAGUAAAAAGAUUAAGCAAAAUUAUAUCUUGGCAGCUGUUGCUUGUUACUUACAAGACUUUGCUAUCUCAAGGUAAAUUUUUAACUUUUUGAGGUUUUAUCAGUGAUGGGCAGGGUGAUUUUGGCUAUAUUUUGCGUGUUUUGAUGACUUUUAAAAUUUUUUGAAUUUAAGUUUGAAAAAAACAGGGUUGAUUUAUAUAUAUGAAUGUUCUGGAAUCGAUUAUAAGGUCUCCAUGCGUUCAAAACUGUCUAGAUCUUCUGGAAGACAUUGUUCUUCCAGAUAAAGAUGAGUAAGUUUCCAAAGUUUUUAAUUGAAAAAAUGGUAGUACGGUAGGGUAGGGUAAAGCUGCGUAGGUUCUAAAAAACAGAGCAGCAUUUUAAAGGUCAGGUUAGAUUUUAAAAGAUAAGGGUAUUUUUGAAAAGAGCGUGGUGCAGUAGAGUAGGGUAGAAGAAAGCAGGGUAGGGUAUAGUAAGUGUAGGGCAAGGUUGAGAAAAGUUAGGGUAGAACAAAGUAGUAUAUGAUGAAGUAAAGCUAGGGUAGAUCAUGGGUAAGAUAGAGCUAGGCAUGAGGAACGUGUCAGGCUGGAGUUGACCCAAAUUUAGGUCGAGCCGGGGCCUGUAAAUCAAAGCCAUGCUCGGUCCGUUUUUUAUGCCUAGGGUAGAGCAGGGUAUAUAUGUUAUAUAUGUUGUAUAUGAUAUGGCAGAGUAGGUUAGGAUAGGGUAGGGUAGGGCAUGUGAAUCUUUUAAAAAAUCAGUUAUAAAAGCGAAUUUUUUAUAUUUUCUAAUCCAAAUAAAAUUCGUAUUUUACAAAAAGUAGGACACCAUAUCUAGUACACCUUGACAUUAAGCUUGAUGUCUACAAAUUAAAAAAAAAUUAAUUUUUAAAACCAAAAAAAAUCAAAAACAAAAAAUAUUGUUUAUGCCCGGUAACCCAAUCCCGUUCCAGAGACUCUCAAGUGCAUAAUCAAGGCCGGGCUUACGAGCGGGUUCAAGAGAACUACGAGAAGGAUGGUCGACAACACCAUGUGAUGUACGAACGAUCCGUCAGUGAGUACCAUUCCAGUAGUCCAAUUCGGAAAGGUUACACUAGGGAGAACGUGGAUGAUGGCUAUACGGAGCAUGUGCCUCGGGGCUUGACUAGAUACAAUGAUGGGAGGGGGUAUGGGAAGUAUGAUGAUUGUAAGUUUUUUUAAUUUCUCCAAGGAGGGGGAGUGUACUAAAAAAAGGAUUUUUUGGGCAGGGUAAACUAAAUUUUUUUGCGCGGGGUAAAAAAAUUUUUUUGAGCGGGACAAAAAAAUAAAAAAAAGGGGGUAAAAAAAUUGUUGCAAAUAGGUUCAAAAAGCAAAACGAAAAAAAAAAUUUUUUAAAAAAUUCUGGCAAGGUAAAAAAUUUUUUUUGGGGUGGGUGAAAAAAAAAAUUUUUUUUAAAGAUUUUAAAAAUAAAAUGAAAUUGAAAAAAAAAAUAAUUUACUACUAUAUUUCUAGCCAACCAAUACGACUACCUAACCACAAGGUCCCGAACUCAACCCACCACACCCCCUCGAACCUCACCUUCGGCCGGUCGUCGCAUAAUAAAAAAAGAACAUAUUGUGGAAGAAGAGCAUUACCGUCGGGUGUACGGAGGAAAACGUACUGGUGCUGAAGUUCAACCUUAUCACACUUCGAACAUUUCGAACUUGAAGGCUUCUGAAGGUCGUCACAGUAGUGCACCACCUAGUGGUGGGCUUACUGUGGACGUUAGUGGUAAUGAAGGUGGUACUGAACUUGGACGUCAAGUCGGUACUGAAUUUGGUAUUCACAGUGGUACUGGUUAUGGUGCUCAAAGUGGUACUGAAAUUGGUCGCCAAAGUGGUACUACUCAGUUCUCCAAGGAUUCUGAAUUCAGAAGAGAUCCACCAACACCGCUACGUCAAAUCGACUACGAAACAUAUCGUGACGAAGUCAGAAGGCUGAAAGAGGAAGCCAAUCGUCAAAAAUCUUCAAAGAUUUCUACCGAGCCAGCUGUAGUCAAUAUCGGCAGUCCUGGUGGCAUAACAAGUCCAGUUGUCAAUCUAGGUAGACCAUCUAGUGUAGACGCAGCCAAAGCCGUUCUCACCGGGAUUCACGUGUCCCCACGGACGGAUUCUGGAGUCUACUCGGCUUCAAGAACCGAGAUUUCGUCUACUAGACCUAGAAGCCAAGCUGGUACUGUUUUUGGUACUGAUGGUAGAAGUAGUGCUCUCUUGGACCAAAAUGCCAGAUCAAGCCCUAUUUUCGGCCGCGGAAGCCCUAAUUUGAAUAUUGAUGCUCAUGCUAGUCCAGCCUUCAAAGAACGACCAGACUUCAGUACCAGACGCAAGUCCGACGAAACUGUCGCAGUUAUAACAUCAUCAGGCAAGUACGUCACAGCUACAACAUCACCAAUACCUAAAGGCGACUAUGGUGGUGCUACUGUUGGUGGUUACGGUAUAUCUUCAAAAGAAGGUUAUGGGAGCGCUGCUAAAGGUGAUUACGGUACGUCCACAGUACGUGAUGCUACAAAGCCAAAAGUAAAAUAUUUUACAUCGACCAAGGAAACUCAUGAACAAUACAUUCGGCGUACUCCUGGCUUUGUUAGUCCAGUACGAGGUCAGCAGUAUGAACAAAAUGUUGGGCGAGACCAACAUGGUACUGAAUAUGAGCAUACUAAGACUCGCGGCCAAGAAUUUGAUAGUUUUAGGCCCAAAAGCUUUGGUUCUGCUCAAGGUAAGUACUAUGUUUAGGUAAUAUUAUCUACAAGGCUAGGGCUAGAGCUAGUUAUAGGUCUCUAGGUUCGGUUUGAGGCUAGGGCUAAGGUUUUAAAAAAGACUAAAUAAACAUAAAACACUUGCAGACCCAGCUCAUCCAGAACAUGUAGUAGAGCAAUUCCGUGAGAAAAUCGAAAUCCUAAAACAAUCAAAGCGCUUUAAAGAAUAUGGUGGCGGAUCUCAAGGUGCAUCUCCAGCACCCCGAAGCUCAUCAGCCGACACUCACAGAGGCCACGAAGAAACUUUCAGUCCAUUACCGGUCUAUUCAGAAGGUUCAACCAAUUUCCCGUCGAGACAAAGCGAUUAUGAUCAACAUUAUCGGUAGGCUAGGCUAUAUUUUUGAGGUUUUAGGGUUGUUAUUUGGCAUGUAAACAAAGUUAACGCUAUUUUCUGUUAAACUUUUUUUUCAAUGGAGUUGGAGUGUUUGGCGUAUUUUAACAAAAUUUGCAAAAAAAACUUAAACACGGAAAAAAGGAAAAAUUUGACGUUUCCUUCAAAAUUUUUAGAUUUCAAAAUAAAGUGUUACCUAAAAUAACAUUAAUUUCUUAUUACUAGUCUCUUUUCUAUAUUGUGACAACGUUUCAAAUCAUUUCAAGCCCUGUAAACGAAGUUAUACCCAAUUACCUCCAACCGGAUUCGAACCCGGCUGGAAAAAAUAAAGUAUUUCGCUCAUUUGGCGCACUUUUUCGCCAAAAAAUGGGCCAAAAAUAUAUCAUCCUUGAUAAAUUAUAAGGUUUUUGGGGUUCUUCUUUUAGUUUCUUUGUUUUAUUUCUAAUAAUUUUUGUUUUAAUUAACAGUAGAUGUAUUUUUAACUUCAGAUAAUAUGGUUUUCAAUGAUUUUUGUUGAUUUUUAUAAUGAAAACGGCUAAAAGAACAUAGUUAAAGUAGCUUUUACUUUACUUUUAGCUAUAUUUAAGGGAUUUUUAGUUUUAUUUAGCUUUAGUAUUGCUUGUAGUUCUUUAAUUUUGCCAAAUUGGCAUAUAGAUCAAGCUUAAUAUUUUUAGGUAACAAAUUUUUAAAAAUUCUGUAUUUUUAGGUAAAAAGUUGUGUUUUAAGAGUUUAAUAUUUUAUGGUAACAAAAUUUUAUAAUUUCCAGCAUUUUAGGUAACAAAAUAAUGUAAUUUGAUUAUUUUAGCUCCGAAGUUGAAGAAAGAGAAACCUUCGAAAAGGACGAUUCUCCGUUAGCAUCUUCUACUCCAACUCCCUUCAAAUCCAGUCGAUAUACUGGUGUUUUGAAGAAGGAAUAUAAACAAGAAAUCAUUACCGAAAAGCUUGAGCACAAACCAGCACCAGCAAUCCGACAGGCCAAACAGGAGAUAAGGGAUGUUGUUGUACCUCAUGUUGCUCAAGGUAAGAUCUCCCUUUCAUUAUUUUUUUUUAAAUUUUAGACUUUUUUUGGUGGUUUAGUUCAAAAUGAAUACUUUAAGAAAACUUUUCAAGCUUGAAUUGAAAUUCUUAAAACUUUUAGACCGCCCAUCUCACGAAAACCUGGUAGAAACCGUGGUGGCCAGCUACACGGAACGCGUGGAGAAAGUGAGCGCACCGGCGGAUGAGCUGGUCGAGUCGGAGGAAGUGGGCCGGGACCUCGAGUUGGUGGUGAGGUCAGAGAGCGGUCAUGCUCGUGAGCUGCACGACGAGGUCGAGGAGGUAGUUGAAGAGAGGGAGGAACAACAGAUUGGUGUUGAGCUGGUUGAGAGUGAAGAAAUCGCUGCGCCUUCUGAAGGCGAAGCUCACAAAUUGAGUAUUGCUGAAACGAUUGUUGAAGAAGAUGAAGAGAGAACAGAGUUCUGGGAGAGAGAAGAGAGAAAAAGAGUAGAGAGAGAAGAAAGAGUUAGGUUGGAGAGAGAGCGCAGAGAAAGAGAGGAAACUCUGAGGCUGGAAAGAUUGAGAAUAGAAAGAGAAGAAAGAUUAAAACAACAAAGAGAAGAAGAUGAAAGAAGACAAAAACAAAUAGAAAAAGAGCAAAAAGAAAUAUAUGAACAAGAACAACGUCUAAAGCAAGAACAAGAACGCCAAGAACGGCUUAGAAUUGAAGAAGAAGAACAUCGUCGAUACCUACUUCAAAUUCAACGUAAAAAAGAAGAAAAACAACGUCUACAACGAGUCAAAGAACAGAGAGAAAGGGAGGAAAAAGAGCGUUUGAGGAAGAUCAAGGAAAAACGAGAGAUCGAGGAGAAGGAGAGGCUGGAGAGAGAGCGAAUGGAAAAGGAAGACUUUGAUCGGUUAGAGAAGAUCAGGUUGGACGUUGAGGAACGUGAUCGUCAAGCACGGUUGAGAGAAGAGAGAGAAAGAAGGGAAGAGAGGGAAGGAAAGGCGAGAGACGAGGGAGAACGGGUGGAGAUAGAACGAGAAGAAAAAGAGAGGUUAGAGAAGGAGAGGCUAGAGAAAGAAAGAAUAGAAAGAGAGAGGUUAGAGAAACAAAGGCUAGAACAAGAGAAAGAGAAACUAGAGAGAGAACGAAAAGAUCAAGAAGCCAAAGAGAAAGAAGAAAAAGAGGAAGAAGAGCGUGUCUACCUCGACCGUCUCCGUCAUGACAUACAGUACGAGGAGGAGCUCGAGAUGGAGAUUAGGCGCCGCCGCCGCCGACCCGCCGCUCAUCUCAACGAAAUGUACGCGGAAGAACAGUUGAGCAUCGUGGAUGAAGAGGACGAGGAACGAGCCGACAGCCCUGAAUUGGUAGGUUUUUUAGUGAAAGGUGGUGCUGAUGGUACCAUUGACAUUAACAGGAAAUGAUAUUACUAUAGUACAGUAAAAUUAAAAUGAGAAAAAAGUUGUUUAAGGGGGGGAAAGGGGCGUGGUGACAGUAUUUUUGAAUUAGUGAGGUUAGGGUAAGGCUUGAUUAUUGGUACUAUAGGGUAGGGCAGGGUAGAGUAGAGUAAGGUAGGAUAGGGUAAGGUAAGGAAAAGUAAAGUAGAGAAGGCUAGACUGGACUAACAACUUUUUUUCAAAUCUAAAAUUUCCAAUUUAGCGCACUGACGAAACCGUAACAACUACAGUAACCCAGCACAUUUCUCCCAAACGUUUCACGGAACGACAAUACGAAACCAUAACCAAAUAUAGUUAUCUGGCACAUCUUGUCGAACCUUAUAGUGGACCGUUGGACAUAAUGAGAAGAAACCAUGAGAUUCCACCGAUUGAAUUCGAAGCAAUCCGACCGGUCGAAAGAGAAGCCAGAAAGAGGAGGAAUAGUGAUGAGACGAGGUUUGAGGAGACUGUGACUAGCAUCAAUACGGUAAGGUGGGAGUAGUGAAUAUCGUUUUGGUAAGCUAGGGUAGGAUAGGGUAGAUUAGGGUAAGCUAGGGUACGAUAGGUUAGGGUAAGGUAGGAUAGGGUAAGGUAUGGUAAGACAAGGCAAAUUAGGAUUGGGUAAAGCAGAGUAGGAUAGGGUAAGGGGGUGGAUUUACUUCUCCAUCAGAACCGUUCCGCGGUAGUACUGUAACUUUUAGUGGGCACGGUGUUCUAAUUGAUGAUAGGGGGUACUAAACAUCAAAAAAUGUUUUUAAAUUUAGAAUUUUGAUCAAAAAUAUUAAAGGUUUAAGUUUUUUAAAAAAGAUCUUUUAUGACACGUUUAGGUAACAUCACGCAGACGAGAACCGUCAGCUCCACCACCUUCUGAAUACACACGAAGGCGCUUUGAAGAGUCUCAGGAAGAUUUCGAUCAGCGAAUUGAAGUGGGUUUUGUUUUUGAAAUUUUAAAAUUUCAAAUAAUUUCAAAAAUUUUUAAAAAAAAUUUAAUUUUAAAAAAAUUUUUAAAAUUCAAAAUCUUAAAAAAUUUGAACUUUUAAAAAAAAUAUUUUAAAAAAUUCAAAAAAUUUGAAAAAUCUGAAGAACAAACGUCUAAAACUGACUAAUAAAUCACCUUCAAACCCGAGUUUCAAUUACUGUACGGUAAUUAUGAGUCGCAGUCGAUUUGUAUUAUAUUCCAAACGAUUUGACGCAAAUCCGAUUUGCAUUUAAAUUAAGUUUUGAGUGAACAACGAUUACUAAAUGGCCUCCGUUUAUUAUUGUUUAGAGCAUUCAGUACGCGGAAUCAGUGGUUUGGAGAGUAGGGUGAUAGUAGUGUGAUUUUGAUAUGUUAGACAUAUCAUAUUAUUUUCUAAUAUGUUAUAUAUAUGUGAUUACGGAGAAGGACCUUUGUAAAGAGUAGAACCUGUUUAUAACGAACAGAUUGUGGUUUCAACAGAGCCGGACGGUGACUUUUGGUCUGAGGGCGAGGGUCGAAAAAGAUCCACAGAAUCCAAAGGGACCACGUUCAACUUUUUUCGAACAUUUUUUUCUGAUGGGGGGUGGGGGGUACCCUUCUCCCGGUCCCCAAUCUUCCCUUGCUCUUGGCCCAGUGUUUUAAAAUGUUUUAAUCGUAAAAUUGAAAAAAAACUUUUUUUUUGAAAAAUUAAAAAAAAUUUUAAAAUUUUCAAAAAUUUUGAAAAUUCAAACUAAGCUAGCUAUUUUCAAACUCAACUACCUUAUUUGAACUUCUAUUCAAAUUCGCAUGUCACCUCAUAUUACAAUGUCACGCAUUUUAGGCGGAAUUACGUCAAAGAAUGGCUCAAAUGGAGGAGCGCCAGCGCAGAGACUACGACCCCUACAAGGUAAGCCUUUUAUAAGCCAAUUCUCAACCGCGAGGGGGGUUUUGAUCCGGAAAGUUUUUGCAAAAACUUUUAUUUUGCGAUUUCGAUUUAUUUACAACCGUCAAAUCUAAUCUGUAAUGUUGUCUUUUGUGCGGAAAGGAAGUAAAACCGACAGGAAAGUAAGCCAUUUCUCGAGAUUUUGAAAAAUUUGAUUUUUUUCUUUUUAUAAAUGGAGUUUUAGAUUAUUGAAAAGAUAGAAAAUUCAAAACAUGUUUAUUUUGAUGUUGAAAAAUACUAAACUUACGGGUUUUUAUUAAAAAAUGACACGUUUUUGUACUGGGGGUAAAAUGAUUUGAAAAAUAUGGGUGAUCAAGAAGGUCUGGGAGGAGGGAGGGGCAUUUGUAAGUAAAAAGCCUUUUUGUGCCACAAAUAUCAUUUUUUGUUUUGUAAAGAAAGUUCCCGCCGUUGUAUGCUUUGUAAAGAAAGUUCUUGCCAUUUUUUGUUUUGUAAAGAAAGUUCUUGCCGUUUUUUAUUUUGUAAAGUACGUUUUUGACAUUUUUUAAUUUGUAAAGAAAGUUCUUAUUAUUUUUCGUUUUUUAUAUUCAUAUAAGUACGAAGCUUUUUAACUCAUCGUAUGUUUGUCGCUCUUCUGAGCUGCUUUUACAGUGACUAACUUAUUGCAAACGUAUCACUUGCACUUAAUCUCUCGAAUAAAUACGACCAACAAUAAGGCUUAGCACACGACUAAACGUUUAAACAGAGAUUCGUAAAAUAUUUGCACUAAAAAAUGGAAAGAACUUUCCUUACAAAACAAAAAAUGGCAAGAACUUUCUUUAGAAAACGAAAAAUGGCAAGGACUUUCUUUACAAAACAAAACAUUGCAAGAACUUUCUUUACAAAACAAAAAUGGCAAGAACUUUUUUUAAAAAAUGGCAAGAACUUUCUUUAAAAAAUGAAAAAAUGGCAAGAACUUUCUUUACAAACAGAAAAGUGGCAAGAAGUUUCUUCACAAAACUAAACAUGGCAAGAACUUUCUUUACAAAACAAAAAUGGCAAGAAAUUUUUUACAAAAUGAAAAAUAGGGGGAGGGUACCUUAAAAUACGACCAAAACUGACAUGUCAACCCAACCUAAACCAAUAAUCCAAUUAUUUUUGUUUGUUUCCGGUCCGUAACCAUGAUUUACCAUGUUUGUCAUGUUUGUUUUUUCUGACCUUUGGUAAUUAUCCAGAGCGAAACUCGUUUCGAAUGGUUAAAUACCCUUUCCUCAAGAUGAAUUUUGAGUUUUCUGAUUGUAAAAGAUGUUUUUUGUUACAUUUUCAAUUUGUUAUACAAUUUUUAAAAUUAAAACUUUUACAUUAGAGUUAUCUGGUCUGUAAGCAAAGUUUUGGCUAUUUUUUUGAUUUGUAAAAGAAGUUCCUGCCAUUUUUUGUUUUGUAAAGAAAGUUUUUGUCAAUUGUAUGGCCAAAAAAUAACUUUUUGAGUUUCGCAGCCUGCGGAGGACAAGUUAUACGAUGGUAGGCAAAUUAUGAAUAUUUUGAAUUUUGUAAAGAAAGUUAUUGCAAUUUUUUCUUUUGUAAAGAAAGUUUUUGCCAUAUUUUGUUUUGUAAAGAAAGUUACUGCCAUUUUUUGUUUUGUAAAAAAAGUUUUUGCCAUUUUUUGUCUUUCAACAAAAAAUCAGGCUUAUCUUUUCAUUGUAAACAAAGUUGUUGCGGUUUUUAUGCAAAAUCAUAAAAGUUGAGAGUUAUGCAGGCUGCGAGUGACAAGUUAUACGGUAAAUAAAGUUUUUAUAAAUAUUUGAUUUGUAAAGAAGUUUUUGCAACUUUUCACUUUGUUAACAAUUUUGUCACUUUUUGUAACUCUUCCGUCUACCUUAACAUGAUUCAUAUAAAUAGGAAAAGGUAUGUACUAAAUGGGUGUGCCUUUGGUGGAAUGUUGUUUACCAAACAUGAUGACAAUCAGUUUGUGAGGAGAAGUCAUUAAGCGUCGCCUCAAAACGUUCUUAUCAGUCGUUUCGCUAGCGUUUUAUUACCUUCAACUGGGCUUGAAGGGCUUGGGGUUGUAAAAAAUUGUAGGGUAGGGUAUAGAAUUGUAAAAUACGAGUUUUUUCUUUUGACAUUAAUUACGUUCCUGUUAGAUUUAGUCUUAAAGGAUUAUUCUUGUCUUUACAAAACAAAAAAUAGCAGGAACUUUCUUUAAAAAACAAAAAAUGGCAAGAAUUUUCUUUACAAAACGAAAAAUGGCAAGAACUUUCUUUACAAAAGUUAAAAUGGCAAGUAUUUUCUUUACAAAACAAAAAUUGACAAAAACUUUCUUUACAAAACUCAAAUGACUCUUCCAUCCAUAAAACAAUGUCUUUAGUAUCUUCCUUCCAUAAUAGGUACGGUUUGACUCAUAAUAUACAGUAACAAUCAACCAAAAAAACUGCAUUUUUCCGGCGGUUUUCUUUGAUAAAAAGCGGUUGAAUAGAGGCGGGGAUGGCUUCAAUUACAAUUAUUUGUUUGUUCGAUAAGGGAAUGAUCAAGAAUUUUAAUUCCAGUUCGAUUCGCUCCAUUCGAAGACCCACACAGCGACGCAGCCGGCUUCCACUAACGAGUUGAAGUACCCAAUCAGCGAGCCGUCUUCAAAGUAGGUUGAUGAUGAUAAAAGAGAGGGUUGAUAAGUGAUUAUUAAGCGGCAUGGGUAGAGACGUUUAAUUAAGGAAUCGGCAGGGACGUUGCUGGAGACACAGAUUUUUGGUUUUGUGAGGGAGAAGGGGGGGGUGUAUUUGAGUUUUGCAGGCUGCGGGUGACAAGUUAUACGAUAAAGAUCGUUUUUUGAUUUUUAUGGUUGUAAAAAAAGUUCUUGUCAUUUUUUGUUUUGUAAACAAAUUUCAUGCCAUAUUAUGUUUUGUAAAGAAAGUUUUUGUCAUUUUUGUUUUGUAAAGAAAGUUUCUGCUAUUUUCCGUUUUGUAAAGAAAAUUCUUGCCAUUUUUUGUUUUGUAAAGAAAGUUUUUGCCAUUUUUUGUUUUGUAUAGAAAGUUCUUGCCAUUUUUAAAAAAUUGAAAAUUCCAAACCCCCCCCGUCCUCCCUGAAAACAUGUUCGAAGCCGGCUGAUCGUAUCUUAUCCAUGGUUUAAAGGGCAUUCGGAUUAUGUUCUGAACGGGGCGCCAGCCUUUUGUAUAAUAUCAAACGUUUCGGGUCAUUGUAAACAACACCAGCGCGCUUAAGACUGUUUGCCUCCGGGUUUAACUCAUAUCGAUGUAUAUUUUACUUUACUUGACGGAGCCAGGAAAUGAAAAAUUUUUAUUUUUAUGGGUGGGGUAGAUUCGGAAUUUUUAUUUUUUUUUGAGGGAGAGGUGGAUUUGAAAUAUUUUUUGGGGGGUGGGGGGGGAGGGGGUAGAUUUAACAUUUUUGGAGGGGAAGGGGAUCUGUACGACGUUUUAAAUUUUUUUUUAAUGGCAAGAACUUUCUUUACAAACCAAAAAAUGGCAAGAACUUUCUUUACAAAACAAAAAAUGGCCGGAACUUUAUUUACAAACCCAAAAAUGACAAAAACUUUCUUUACAAACCCAAAAAUGGCAAAAACUUUCUUUACAAAUCAAAAUACCGCAAAUUUAAGCUAAAGAACACAGACAACUUAGAGGCGGUAAAGAAAAACGAUCAAUGCAAAACGAAAUAGUAUUAAAAUAGAAAAGACCUCAAAGACAACAAAAUAAAUAGGCUUAUAAAAAGGGUUUCAAGGCUAAAGAAAGGAUGUAACUUGAGCUGUUGAAGAGCUUGUUGAUUCCACAAAAAAUGCGCAUUGUUUACCCUUAGGGUUGUAUUGAUCAAAUUUUUGAUUUGUGUUUGAAUACCAAACGUUUUUUUUUCUUGCUCACGUUGUACGUGAACGUUUGGCCGUGAAUUUUACGGUUUUAGUAAUUUAGAGGCAACUUUUUAGGCGAUUUUUUGGCAUUUUAUAAAUUUUGAUGUUAUAAAGGCAAGAAAUUUCUUUACAAAAAGUAAAAUGGCAAAAACUUUCUUUACAAAGCAAAAAAUGGCAAAAUCUUCCUUUACAAGGUCAAAAUUGACAAGAACUUUCUUUACAAAGCAUGAAAAUUUUAAAAAUGUCAUUUGUUGUAUGAAUUGUCACCCGUAGACUGAAAAUCGAAAAUUUUUGGUGUUUUAAAUAAAAAUGACAAUAGUUUUCCUUACAAAGCAAAAAAUGGCAAGAACGUUUUUAUGAAGCUAAGAAUUGCAAAAACUUUGUUUACAAAACUAAAGAUGACAUUUUCUUUUGACAUUUUGAAAGUUAUUUUAUUUUUUAAAAAUUAUAGUCAAUUACAACAUCAAUUCUUUUAUGACUAAUCAGUAAAUGAUAAUUUAACGGCCAUAAAAGGCCAUUCCAUAACCAACCAUUAGGCCUAAAAUAAGAUAUUUGAACUUUUUUUUCAAAUUCAAAGCUAAAAUAACUAAAACAUGAAAAAUGACCUUUUUCGAUAAAUAAAAACCAAAAAAGGUAUAGUUUUGUAAACAUAUAUAAGCGUAUUGUGGAAACCGCUUCCAACAUUAUAAUGCUUUCUAUUGACGUCGGUGUUCCGCUUACAAUCGAUUUGAAUUUCAGAAUGGAAACCAAAUCAGAAUACCGAAGCACUAUCCAGUCCAGGGCCAACUUGGGCCGGCCUAACCGGGCUUUGUCUCCUCGUAAGUUCUUGAAAUUUUAUUAGGUUGUUCAUUUAAUUUUGGGCCCUGUCUCAAAGAAUAUUUUAUUAAAAAAGAUACUGAUAGGUCUGACAAUUAUUAAUAUUAGUUCGUUUAAAUAAUUAUGUGCCCCUUCUUAAGGCAAAUUAUGGGGAUGAGGUAAGGGGCACAGAAUUAUUUGGAAAACCUAAUAUUUGUAAAAGUUUGCAUAUUAGGGUAGGGCGAAGGGGAGGGUAAGAUCAGUGUUGGAAACAGGGUAGGAUGUCUUGUAGGACAGGGGAGGAUAAGGGUAAGAUUAGGAUAGAACGUAGGGCAUGGUGCCUUGUAGUGAUAAAGAAGAGGGGUACGUACGGCUAUGGCUAAUCACAGAGUGCCUUGUAGGGGAAGGGGGUGUGGUAAGAUCAGGGUUAGGGUUGUAUACAGGGUAGGGGUGUUCUGUACUACAGGGUAGGGCAUAGAAGAUCAUCAAUUCUAUGCCCUGUGUUUAAGCCAGAGGAGGGGGAGGGAUAGAAGUGGUUUAUUAAUAUUUAAUUUGUUCUACCCUACCCUACCCUGAUCGGAUUUACUUACCUUCUUUUACCCUACCUUAAUCUAUCUUACUUUACCCUACCCCAAUUUACCCCACCCUACCUUACCUUACCCUAUUUUUCCCUACCCUACCGUAACCUACUCUAUUUUGGCUUAUCCUACCCUAUCCUAAACUAUCCUCUUCUGUUCUGCUCUACCCUACCUUAACCUCAUAUUAGGUCUACUCUAGCCCUAUUAUAGACCUUGCUCUGAGGGCCUUUCUCACUUUUGGAUUGACAAUCUACUUCUCAAUUAAUCCUCAAUUUCUUUCAGAAGGAGGUUUCGGCUCGAACCGUGUCAUUAAGCUUGUCACUGAGUCUUCAUCGAUUGGAAGUGGUGCUGUAUUCAGUCCAUAUGGCGGCUCCACCGCCGCCUCCACCAUUCGUGACACUCGUGAGCGUGAGAAGAAGGAAAUGUCCGAUCUGAACGACCGUUUAGCCAGCUACAUCGAGAAGGUGCGAUUCCUAGAAGCCCAAAACCGAAAACUGGCUACAGACUUGGAAUUCCUCCGCUCACGUUGGGGUCACGACUCCAGCAGCGUGCGUGACAUGUACGAAGGUGACUUGUCACAGGCAAAGAAAGUCUUGGCCGAAACAGAAAAGUUGAGACGAGAGUUGGCGGACCAACUCCGAGUACUACAAGAUGACAUCCUAGCGUAUCGUCGCAAGUAUGAUGAUGCCGUGAAAGCACGAGAGAUCAACCGUGAGCAACUCGAAGAACUGCUGUUGAGGUUGAGUGCGCUGGAGAGUGAGGUGAACUUGUUGAAGAGACGAAUCGCCAACUUAGAAGGAGAUAUCGCCUCGAUCAAGCGAGAGAACCAAUACCUGAUCAGUGGUCUGCAAAGAGCUCGUGCUGAUUUGGAUCAAGAGACCUUGAACAGGAUUGACAAUCAAAACCAGGCUCAGACCUUGUUGGAGGAGAUUGAGUUCUUGCGACGAGCUCAUGAGAGCGAAAUCAGGGAUCUUCAGGUAAGGCAGGAGAUGAUAAGGUAAAAUACGGAUAACUUACAGUAGAAAAAUUUAGUUAGGGUAAGGUAGGGUAGUGUAGAGUAGGGUAGAGGUGAGUUGAGUAGGGCUGCACAACGUAGGUUAGCGUAACUUACAAUAACAUAACUGCAACUUCAUUUCCAGGCGAUGGCCUCUCGCGACACGACCAGCGAGAACCGUGAAUACUUCAAGAACGAGCUGGCAGCCGCCAUCCGUGAGAUCCGUCAAGAAUACGAUCAACUUACCAAUGGUCAACGCACCGACAUGGAGUCCUGGUACAAACUCAAGGUCCAAGAGAUCCAAACCCAGUCGGCCAGGCAUUCCAUGGAGCAAUCCUAUGCUCACGAAGAGGUCAAACGUCUCCGAGUUCAAGUCAGUGGCCUUCGUGGCAAACUGGCCGACCUGGAGGGCCGAAACACUUUGCUCGAAAAACAAUUGGAAGAGCUGAACUACCAAUUAGAAGAUGAUCAAAGAUCGUACGAAGGAGCCUUGAAUGACCGUGAUACUCAGAUCAGAAAGAUCAGAGAUGAGUGCCAGAUGCUGAUGGUGGAGUUGCAGAUGUUGUUGGACACCAAGCAGACCUUGGACGCGGAAAUCGCGAUCUACAGAAAGAUGUUGGAAGGAGAGGAAGAUCGAGCUGGCUUGAGACAACUGGUCGAACAAGUCUAUCGAACUCAUCAUGUUAAGGAGAGCAAUGAGAGUGGUGAGUUGAUCACUAAUAUUUUAAUUCUUUUGAUUUAAAAAUUUAAAUUUUGAAUAUAAAAGUUCAAAAUUAGUGUUUGUUGUGUACUAUUAGGUUGUUCGUAUAAUUCUGUGCCCCUCUACAUAUGAUAGCACCAAAAAUAAAAAGUAGCACAGUAAGAAAAAAAUGGUAUUAAAAGGUCCCAAAAUUACUAAUAUUACACUGUUCAAUUAAUUCUGUGCCCCUCUAUGUAUGAUAGUACCAAAAAAGAAAAAGUAGCACCAAAAGUAAAAAAUGGUACUAGAAAGUCCCAAAAUGACCAAUAUUAAGCAGUUUAAAUAAUUCUGUGCCCCUCUCAAAGAUAUUUUUUGGAGUUAAGGGGCACAGAAUUAUUUGAACAACCUUAUAUAAGAACGGGAAAAGUAUUGUCGUUUUUCGUUAUCAAAAGCCGUGUAAUUUGACGGCAAGAUUUUUUUGAGGCUUUAUAUUAUGUAAAAUACGCCAUUUCCAUAUCUUGCAUACCAAAAAAUUUUAUUUAAAAGAUUCUUUUUAGAAUCCACCCGCGUCCUGCGCGGAGAAACCUCUUCCCGCCACUCCUACCAACGCUCCGCCAAAGGCAAUGUCUCGAUCUACGAAGCCAACCCAGAAGGACGUUUCAUCGUCCUCGAAAACACCCACCGUGCCCGGGAAGAGCCGAUCGGCGAAUGGAAGCUGAAAAGAAGAAUCGAUAACCGAAGAGACAUUGUCUACACCUUCCCCAGAGACUUCGUGCUGAGACCCGGAAGAAGUGUUAAGGUAGGGUCUUGGGUGGCUUUUUAGAACUUUUUGGGGAGGCUUUUUUGGAAACUCCUUACAUAGUGGUACCAAAAAAAUUUAAAGUAGUACCAGAAAAUGAAAAGUUGUACUAAAAAGUCCCGAGAUCACUUUUAGAAUUAUUUUUAGGUCUACUAGGUUGUUCAAUAAAUUCUGAGCCCUCUAUCCGGGAAAUUUGCUUUGAGAGGGGCUCAGGAUUAUUUGAACAACUUAAUAGCUUGAAAAUAGUUCUAAAAGUGAUCUUGGGACCUUCUAGUACUAUUUUGCAUUUUUUGGUACUAUUUUUUUGGUACAUCUAUGCAAGGGUGUUCAAAACAAUUUUAUUGUAGGUAUGGCGUUUAAAAUAACAGUAGCAAAAGAAAAAAAGGAUCCAUAAGCCUAAUAUGAGCCUAAAAUAAAACUUUUUGGUACUAUACAGUACCGUUUUUUGAAAAAGAUCUCAAAUAUGUUGCUUUAGAUCUGGGCCCGCAACCAAGGCGUCCACAGCCCACCAGAACAACUCGUCUUCGACGGCGAAGAGUCGUUCGGAAGCGGCCACAACGUCCAGACCAUUCUUUAUAAUACUCAAGGAGAGGUGAGGCCUUUUAAAUCAUUUUUCGAAAUUUUAAAAUUUUUUGGAAUUAAAAAAAAUGUUUAAAAUGUCAUUUUUCGUUCUUCUAAUGCUAAAUCGUCCUAAAAUACGAAAAUUUUUAGGAACGUGCCACAUUGAUCCAAAGAUCCAGCCAAACCGCUACUGCCCACUAA